Molecule: messenger RNA, 618 nt
Organism: Coprinopsis cinerea okayama7#130
Lineage: Eukaryota; Fungi; Basidiomycota; Agaricomycetes; Agaricales; Psathyrellaceae
Exons: 8
Coding region: 1-618 (205 amino acids)
Source: RefSeq, a predicted model, not a curated record
AUGGCCUCAAACCGAAUCAAUGAUGUCCCGAACAACUCGUCCGCUUUUCUUCCUGCCCCCGGAAUGAACCCUUCUGAUGGGGGGAGACCCAUCCACUUCGGAUUCUUCGGUGGCCAUCCCAUGGACGUCAACGUGGACGCUGGGUGGGAAGGGGCUACUUUACACAACGGCUUCCAUCCCAGAUUCAAAGCGGACGAGUUGACUACGAUGACUCCUGUUGCGGGAGGUGUUCGUGAUGACAACAACUCAGCUGAUGCCUCAGGCAGCGCGGCAGGUCCGGAGCGUAAACAUCCCUCAAUGACUCCAGCCGGCCAGGGCAAUGUUCGUAGUCAGAUCCUAUCCGAUAGCAAAGACGAUGACAUCAUAAGCAUCUCCUCUUAUGAAGAUGACGGCGCCAAACACUGCCAUAUCCCCGGCGACAGCACAUAUCGCGCACCGGGGGCUUCGCGUUCUCGGAUCAAGGAUGUUCCGAAUUCUGACUUUACCCGGGUCACCCGGUCCAAAGGACUCGGCUUAGACUUUGACACUUCGACUUCACAUCCCGACGUCUCGACUUUCGCUUCCAGCCAUACUCGAACCCUCGACUCCCCCAACGUCUUCAGCCGCACCGCCACCUAG